This is a messenger RNA of Penicillium cinerascens, 291 nucleotides long. RefSeq lists its product as uncharacterized. The transcript has 2 exons. The record is from RefSeq and is a predicted model, not a curated record. NCBI's taxonomy places the organism in Eukaryota, Fungi, Ascomycota, Eurotiomycetes, Eurotiales, Aspergillaceae. Bases 1 to 291 code for a protein of 96 amino acids.
AUGAUAUCUUCCACCGAUAAAGAAUGGCUGGAGAAAUGCCAACCCGAAGCUCUGCCUGUCCCACCGUUUGAUCGAUAUGUCUAUAUGCUUGAAGGUUAUGUCGUGAAGAAAAGUCUCAAGCCUGGUGAGCUUGGCUUUCAUGGUUACCAGCCUGACACCUCUACAAUCUCACAGCGUGAUGAAAAUGAAUUACGAACCCUGGAAGUUGUUCGUCAGUCACGAAUAUUCCAGUACCAAAUCUCGUAUACCAAGGGAACGGGUUCAAUGUGUUUGAGCGAAUCCCAGGUAUAA